Molecule: messenger RNA, 1232 nt
Organism: Spodoptera frugiperda (fall armyworm)
Lineage: Eukaryota; Metazoa; Arthropoda; Insecta; Lepidoptera; Noctuidae
Exons: 2
Coding region: 46-759 (237 amino acids)
Source: RefSeq, a predicted model, not a curated record
CAGGUCGGGGAAGAGUCAAAGGGAUGAGGGGUUGCGCGCGGCGCCAUGUUCCCCUCAAUGCUGCGCAGCUUUUCAUGUUAUCGAUUGUUUAAUUCUCCUCGGUACCUCUCUAAAGCGGGACGUAUCGCUUGUUUAGUGAAUACAGUGAAAAUAAUUAACGAAAUGGCAAAAAAACUAAGUCCAGAAGAGAACUACUGGACUCCGUUCCAACAAGACGUGCUGAAGAUGGUGCAGCGCCACCCGGUUACGUACAUCAGGGACAUUAUGAUGACCCCGACCCAAUACAAGGCCGCCGUGACGACAGCGUGGGAGCGUAUUUCCCGCGACAUCCAUAUGCCCCAGAAAGCAUGCAAGCAGGAAUGGACCAGCAUCAAGCUGAGGUACGCCAAGCUGAACAACCUGAUCCGCUUCGGGAAAGUGACGGAGGAGGUGAUCUCGAUGCACCCUAAGACGAGCAAGUACAUGGAUGGAUCUCUGGAGUUCAUGGACGCUUACAUUUACGAGAUCAAUGAUGAUGACAUACCUCCACACAUUCAUAAGCGCUUCAACAAGUUAUUCGGAGUGACCGCCAAGCAGGUCGUCACCAAAGAGAUGGUACAGGCAUUGUUAAAAAACCGCACGCAAGAGGAAGAGCCGAACGAUGAAAUGGGGAAGAUGCAUGUGCAAAAUCUGAUGAAUAUCGUGGAGGAUGCUGUGGAAAAGUCCCUCAGGGAGAUGAACACGUCUGAUGAGCAGCCGGAGCAGCGUACUGCUGGUUAGGCUUGCUAGCCAGUGCUAUGUGUAACGCGUUACACAUUCAAUAUGUAUCUCACAAUUACAUACAUCACAAUAAUUCAUUUAAUUACUCGUCGUAUUUAAAUUUAUUGAUGUGAUGGUUUGAAUAUUCAAUGUUUGUAACUAUUGACGAAAAUGUCUUUUGGAAGACUGUUUGGAACUGGAAGACAAUCAGACAUAUAUUAGGAAAGAGGAAGUUUUGGAUUGGUAGAAGUUUGGAGAGGACGGUGGAGACGGAUGGUGCAGGCGGUUAUACCGAAGGAACAAAAAGACAAAAAAUACUGGAAAUGAAGUGGACUGAUUAUGGGAAAGCCAAAUUUGAAAUUUUAAGUGUUAGUUGUAGUUCUAUUUAACGUAAAUACGAUAAUUGUAACACCGUCAAUGUGUGUGAACCAAUGAUGUUGUAGAUGUACUCGUAUGCAUUUAAAAUAAAGUAUCAAUUUUUCUCUUAACGAAAA